This is a messenger RNA of Drosophila obscura, 1307 nucleotides long. Its product is annotated as wnt inhibitory factor 1. The coding region runs from base 55 to 1278 and encodes 407 amino acids. The record is from RefSeq and is a predicted model, not a curated record. Lineage: Eukaryota; Metazoa; Arthropoda; Insecta; Diptera; Drosophilidae. The transcript is spliced from 4 exons.
CAUGCCAGUCGAUCAUUCGCUCCACGAAUCUAUAGCUUUAAACAGCUGGUCGUCAUGCACUCGAAUGGAAAUUCAUUGUCGUCUGUGGGGACGGCUCGGCUGACGGUGGUCGCGGGGCUGGCGAUGCUGGCGAUGAUUGGGGCCAUGCCAGAGGAAGAGCCACCGCAGCUUUUCGGCGACAUACACAUACCGAGCGAUAUGGAAUCGCUGAGUCUUACCCGAGAGCGCCAGCAGCAUCUCUGCCAGCGCGAGGUGCCCGUUGUCUUCUUCCAGACACGGAGGAGUUCACCCCAUCGAGGCAAUGGCUCCACCAUCUUCUACAAUCGCAUUGAGGUCUGCUGCCUGGGCUACAGGCGCGAUCCCUACUCCGGCAGAUGCGUGCCAGACUGUUCGCAGAGUUCGCCGGACAACUGUUUCAACGGCUUCUGCCGGGCUCCGGGUCGAUGCGAAUGCUUUGCAGAGUUCGUGCGCAACGCGCACGGUGCCUGCAUCCACACCUGCCCCAUAUCCUGCCAGAAUGGCAGGUGCUACCUGAACGGGACAUGUGCCUGCCAUCCAGGCUACGCCCUGGACCGGGAAACGCGCCUCUACUGUCGGCCCCAGUGCUCCCAGGCGUGCGGCACUCAUGAGGAGUGCGUCGCUCCAGGACUUUGCGACUGUUCCCCUGGCUAUCGUCGCACCGACGAGCUGGGCUGUCAGCCCAUCUGCACCCCGGACUGUGGGUACGGCAAGUGCGUUGCUCCCAACCAGUGCGAGUGCUUUCCUGGCUUCAUCAAGCGUCCCCAGCGAAGUGUCUGUGAGGCAGAGUGUCACAUAAACUGCGAGAAUGGCUUCUGCGAGUCGAGGUACAAGUGCCAAUGUCGGGAGGGCUAUCGCUAUGAUCUGAACACCACCAGCUGCCUGCCCGAGUGCGUAGACGACUGCGGCCAUGGGAACGGAGUGUGCAUUGCCCCCGGAGUGUGUCGCUGUUUUGAGGGACACGAGGGCCGAGGCAAUGGGUGUCAUCCCAAGUGCGAUGGAUCUUGUGGCCCCCACGGACUGUGUCUGGAGCCCAAUAUCUGCGGCUGCCGGCCGUCCCAGCAGCACUGCCUGAAUGGCAGCUGCGAUGCCAGCGGCCAUUGCAGCUGCCCCAAUGGACAGACGCACUUCGUCGAUCGCUGCCUAAAGCCACCACAGCUCAUCCAUCAGUUCGCCACGAAUGAAAGAAGGCUGCACUUCAACCAGCAACUUAGCUAUGAGUUCAGUGCCCUGAUCGGACGCCACUUUAAUCUCGGCUAGCCCACACAAUAAAGCUUGUGAUCACCUUA